AUGCCGGGGGUUGGCCCAGCUGUGGCAGCGACUCGCACUGCGACCGCGGACACUACAACCUCCACAACGACAAUUGUGACCACCACGGUUCCUAUGGUGUCUGUCUAUACACCACCUGCAUCCUGUUCGUCGCGUUGGACUUAUGAGGCCUCCACUUACAAUGGCAUCACCAGCGGAAUCCUGCUCCAGAAUGCCUUUUCCGUCGAUACCGACUGCUUUCCUCCUGGUUUCCAGCAGAAUGGUCGGAUUCUUGCCAGUCAGGUCUUCAGCCCUGGCGCAUGUCCCGGCCGGUAUUCUACUCAGCAGUUUGUCGUCAGCAAUGCAAUUACCACUGCCACAUGCUGUUUGAGUGACUUUUCUCUAUACGCCGAUUCCGGUUAUGUUGGAUGCGUCAGUACUUUCACCGGCGCUACGGAAGUGGCUGCGCGCGCGGGCGGGAUUAUAUUCAACACAAGGGACUACACCACCAGCACCAGCAUCUCCGGCACAUAUACCAUGUGGGGGAUGCCCAUCGUGAUUGAGGUCGAAUCGACCGAUCGGAGCCUGUACACUACUGCCCUCUCGACAUCCGCAACAACCACCGCCUCUGCGACCGCUACGCCCUCUGCGUCCUCUACCUCUACCUCUUCAUCCCAAAUCGCGAGCCAGACCGCCAUCUCCUCCUCGUCCAACGGGUUAUCAAGUGGUACAAAAGCCGGCAUUGGUGUCGGAGUCGGUGUCGGCGUCGCCGCCCUGGCCAUCAUAGGUUUCCUGGGCUUCUGGCUGCGACAACGGCGGAAAUCCCCAGCCCCAGCCCCGUCAGGAUUCAUACCACAGCACUCUCACGAAGUUCAAGGAUUUUCAGUCUCCGAGCUACAUGCGGACUCUCGCAAGUCUCGAUUUCCAAUAACUGAACUGCCAUCCUGA
Molecule: messenger RNA, 906 nt
Organism: Aspergillus fischeri NRRL 181
Lineage: Eukaryota; Fungi; Ascomycota; Eurotiomycetes; Eurotiales; Aspergillaceae
Exons: 2
Coding region: 1-906 (301 amino acids)
Source: RefSeq, a predicted model, not a curated record